AUGCGCCUGUCAUUCUGCAUUGUUAAUGGUUUCUCUACCUCCUACCAACCUCCCCACUUCUUCUCGGCUCAUUCAGCAAGAAAAUAUCCAUUGAUCCAAACGGCUGCCGACAUGCGCUAUCUUCACGAUUUGAAUGUCCAAAUAUCGCAGAAUCGCCGUUCCGUUUCCGUUUCGAAGCAAAUGGACCGGGAUCUGUGCAACCAGCAUUUCGACACCUUCGAGACCUUCUGGGGACGGCCAGGACACGGAGCCCGCGGCGACAAGAUUAACAAAUUGAAGCUGGACAAUCUGCUGUAUGGCGCCAGUGAGUCGGCCUAG
Molecule: messenger RNA, 318 nt
Organism: Drosophila serrata
Lineage: Eukaryota; Metazoa; Arthropoda; Insecta; Diptera; Drosophilidae
Source: RefSeq, a predicted model, not a curated record